Messenger RNA from Abrus precatorius (Indian licorice), 324 nucleotides. RefSeq names its product probable glutathione S-transferase. Gene Ontology annotation, cellular component: cytoplasm. NCBI's taxonomy places the organism in Eukaryota, Viridiplantae, Streptophyta, Magnoliopsida, Fabales, Fabaceae. Gene Ontology annotation, molecular function: glutathione transferase activity. The coding region runs from base 1 to 324 and encodes 107 amino acids. The transcript is spliced from 3 exons. The record is from RefSeq and is a predicted model, not a curated record. Gene Ontology annotation, biological process: glutathione metabolic process.
AUGGGGGAUGAUUUGGUUCUGCUGGAUUACUGGCCAAGCCCGUUUGGGAUGAGGGUCCGAAUUGCACUUGCUGAAAAGGGUAUAAAGUACGAGUACAAAGAAGAGGACUUGACCAACAACAGGAGCUCUCUCCUCCUUCAAAUGAACCCAGUUUACCAGCGAGUCCCUGUUCUCAUCCGCAAUGCCAAACCAGUUUGUGAAUACAUUGCUGUUCAAUACAUUGAUCAAUGGUGGAUGUGGCACUUGUUCCUUGCUACAGUUGGUUUCAAGCUUGUGAGACGUUUGGCAGCCUCAAUAUAUAGGACUUUGGAUCUUGAUUCUUGA